Phanerochaete carnosa HHB-10118-sp is the source of this 1450-nucleotide messenger RNA. RefSeq lists its product as uncharacterized. Bases 88 to 1215 code for a protein of 375 amino acids. The record is from RefSeq and is a predicted model, not a curated record. Lineage: Eukaryota; Fungi; Basidiomycota; Agaricomycetes; Polyporales; Phanerochaetaceae. The transcript has 11 exons.
CCAAGCCCCUCAUCGCUCGCUUCGUUGCACAAGGACAUCCCAGCACACAUCACUUUCUACAUCAACCCAAUCGACUAGUACACUACAAUGGAGGACGAAGUCGCUGCUCUUGUUAUUGACAACGGUUCCGGCAUGUGCAAGGCUGGCUUCGCUGGUGACGAUGCCCCCCGUGCUGUGUUCCCAUCCAUCGUUGGUCGUCCUCGCCACCAGGGCGUGAUGGUGGGAAUGGGUCAGAAGGACUCUUAUGUUGGUGACGAGGCCCAGUCGAAACGUGGAAUCUUGACCCUCAAGUAUCCCAUCGAGCAUGGUAUUGUCACCAACUGGGAUGACAUGGAGAAGAUCUGGCACCACACCUUUUACAACGAACUUCGUGUCGCGCCAGAGGAGCACCCGGUCCUUCUCACGGAGGCCCCUCUUAAUCCGAAGGCUAACCGUGAAAAGAUGACUCAGAUCAUGUUCGAGACUUUCAAUGCACCAGCGUUCUACGUCGCCAUUCAGGCCGUUCUGUCGUUGUACGCCUCCGGCCGUACAACGGGUAUCGUCCUCGACUCCGGUGAUGGUGUCACGCACGUGGUGCCCAUCUACGAGGGUUUCGCGCUUCCCCACGCUAUCCUCCGUAUCGACCUCGCUGGCCGUGAUCUCACGGAACUGCUCGUCAAGAACCUGAUGGAGCGCGGAUACCCCUUCACCACCACCGCCGAGCGCGAAAUCGUCCGUGACAUUAAGGAGAAGCUCUGCUACGUCGCACUCGACUUCGAGCAGGAGCUCCAGACUGCUGCGCAAUCGUCCGCUAUCGAGAAGUCGUAUGAGCUCCCAGAUGGUCAGGUCAUUACCAUUGGCAAUGAACGUUUCCGUGCGCCAGAGGCCCUCUUCCAACCUGCGUUCUUGGGUCUUGAAGCUGCGGGUGUUCAUGAAACGACCUAUAACUCCAUCUAUAAGUGCGAUCUCGACAUUCGUCGUGAUCUCUACGGCAACAUCGUCCUCUCCGGUGGUACCACCAUGUUCCCGGGUAUCGCUGAUCGUAUGCAAAAGGAGCUUACUGCCCUGGCGCCUUCAAGCAUGAAGGUCAAGAUCGUUGCUCCUCCUGAGCGCAAGUACUCUGUCUGGAUUGGUGGCUCCAUUCUCGCGUCGCUGUCUACUUUCCAGAACCUCUGGUGCUCGAAGCAGGAAUACGACGAGUCUGGCCCUGGUAUUGUUCACCGCAAGUGCUUCUAAGCGCCGCACGAAAAGUGAUGGAGAGGUUAAUGAAAGUCGAUGCAGUAGAAAUCCACAUACGCUACGUUACGCCCUCGGUCACCUUUCCUCUAGUUCCAGUGCACGGUUUCGGCUCUAUCUUGACACCUUCUGUUUUGCCGUAUUCCCGUGUUGGGUGAGGUGCGGUUUUACAUAGUUGAACGCGAAGAAGUAUUACGGAAUUUGUAAAUCAAUAUACUACUGGUACGGACUCGAG